GCAGGCGGCCCGUCACUCCCACGUGGCCGUGGCCUGGCAGGGCUGCCUGGUGCUGUGUGGCGGGGAGCUGGCCAACGGCGUCCUGGCCAGCGACGUCUGGAUGUACCGACCCCACGAGGGGCGCUGGCUGGAGCUGGCCCCCCCCAAUGCCACGGGCUCCCCGCCCCCCGGCCUGGCCAGCCACGCUGCAGCCGUGGUCGACACGUGGCUGUACGUCUUCGGAGGCCGCACUGCCGUGGACGUCUUCUCCUCGCAGAUGUUCCGCUUCCAUCUGGAGAGGUGGCAGUGGGAGCGCGUGGUACCCGCCGGGGGGAAGGCACCUGCUGCCGCCGGGCACUCCAUGGUCUUCCACCCGCCCUCCCGCGCCCUGCUGGUGUACGGGGGGCACCGGCCCUCCACAGCUCGAUUCAGCAUGCGAGUGAACAGCACGGACCUGUUCCACGUGGACCUGCGCCACUGGAGCCCCUUGCGCGGGCGCGACCCCCAGCACGGCCCCCGGGAACGGGCCUUCCACAGCGCCAGCCUGCUGGGCAACUACAUGGUGGUGUACGGGGGCAACGUGCACAUUCACUACCACGAGGAGAAGUGCUACGAGGACGAACUUUUCUUCUACCACCUGGGCUGCCACCAGUGGGUGCCCGGCCAGGCGCUGGCGCGGAGCCUGCCCCACGAGCGGGCCGGGCGGCCGGCCGGGGGGCGCUAUUCCCACGUGGCGGCCGUGCUGCAGGACAACGUGCUGCUGGUGGCGGGGGGGUUCAGCGGGGCCCCCCGUGGGGACCUCGUGGCCUACAAGGUGCCCACCUUCGUCUUCCAGGUGCCUGCCCAGAACUACCACCUGGAUUACUGCUCCAUGUACUCGGAGAGCAGCACCUGCGGGAAGGACCCCGAGUGCUCCUGGUGCCUGGAUGCCUGCCAGAGCCCCGCGCCCCACAGCAACUGCCCCAGCACCGGCUGCCUGGGCCUGGCCCGGCUCCUGGUGGACUGUGAGUCCUGCCUGGCGUUUGGGGGGGCCGGCCCCCACCUGCCGCGCACGCCGGGGCCCUUUGGCUGGUGUGUGCAGAAUGAGACCUGCAUGCCUGUGGCUGAGCAGAGCCGGUGCCGUGUGGGGCAGAUCUCGGGCACCUACGGCUGGUGGGGGCCGCGCCCCGUGUUCAUCACCUCCCUGGAGAGCUGCCAACACCUCAACUUCCUGCCUGGCCUGCACCUCAUCACCUACCAGCACCCCCGCAACGACUCGCAGCCCGACAAGGUGUCCAUCGUCCGCAGCACGACCAUCACGCUGAGCCCCAGCUCGGAGAUGGACGUCUCCCUGGUCUACAAGGGCUUCAUCUACCCGCUGCUGGCCGGGCCCCCCCCUGCCCCCCACGUCUCCGUCUGGGCCCGUGUGCAGCGCCUCCACGUGGUCGCCAAGCUGGGCCGCGCCCCCAACGCCCCCGAGCUGGAGGAGGUGGGGCGCUGGGCCGUGCAGCAGGAGAAGGAGACGCGCCCCCUGCAGCGCCCGGGCGCCCAGCGGCUCUUCGGCAGCCCCGAGCGCGGCAACAAAUACCUGGUGCAGGUCGAGGGGCAUCUCAACGGCUCGGGCAGCGGGCAGAGCAGCGAGCUCACCCUGGUGUGGGACCGCACCGGGGUGCCGGGCGGCAGCGAGAUCUCGUACUUCUUCCUGGAGCCGUUCCGGGCGGGGCCCUGCCGCUCCUACCCCUCCUGCCUGGCCUGCCUGGCCGACCAGGGCUGCGGCUGGUGCCCGCUCAGCGCCAGCUGCCACGCCCGGCUGGGGGGGCCAGGGGGCGGGGGGCCGUGCGGGGGGGGCUCCGUGCGCCUCGUCCUCUCGCCCAGCAACUGCUUCCUGUGCGAGGAGUACCGGGACUGCCACGCCUGCAGCGCGGACCCAUUCUGUGAGUGGCAGGUGAACAGUAGCAAGAAGGGGGAUCUGCUGUGUAGCCGCCGGGGCCGACAGCCCCACGCCAUCCGCGCCCCCCACGACUGCCCCGCGCUGUGCCACCAGCGGAGCACGUGCGCCGAGUGCCUGUCCAACUCCAGCCAGUGCGCCUGGUGCCAGUCCACCCACAGCUGCUUCUUCUUCGCCGCCUACCUGGCCAAGUACCCGUACGGGGACUGCCGGGGCUGGUACGACAGCGUCCAUUCGGUGCCCCAGUGCCUGGACUGCGCCCGGUUCAACACCUGCCAGGACUGUCUGCAGCACUUCGAGUGCGGCUGGUGCGGGAACACGGACAACCCCACGCUGGGCAGGUGCCUGCAGGGUGAUUUCUCCGGCGUGGGCGGCUUCCCCAACUGCUCGGUGGCGCUGUGGGAGAGCCAUGGGCUGCCCCCCGCCCAGCCGGCCGCCUGGUCCUACGGGCAGUGCCCCGACGUGGACGAGUGCCGGCUGGGCCUGGCUCGCUGCCACCCCUUCGCCAGCUGCCACAACACGCCCCAGGCCUACGAGUGCCACUGCCAGCGCGGCUACGCCGGCGACGGCACCAGCCACUGCAACCAGACGUGCUACGAGGAGUGCGGGCACGGGCAGUGCAGCGGCCCCCGACUCUGGCGUGCAGUGCGAGCUGGGCUGGACGUCGGGGCCGGGCGCCGGGGCAACGGCAGCGCGGGGGCCCGGUGCAGCGUGGACUGCGGCUGCCACUUCCACAGCAGCUGGAGGCCGGGGCCCGGGGUGUGCGAUGAGUGCCAGGACUGGACCCACGGCGAGCGCUGCCACCUCUGCCGGCCCGGCAGCUUUGGCGACGCCACGAGCCCGGGUGGGUGCCAGGCGUGUGAGUGCAACGGGCACGGCCUGCCGGAGCGGGGCCACUGCCACGGGGCCACGGGGGCCUGCUACUGCGCCCCCCCUGCCGAGGGACCCCACUGCGAGCGCUGCGCCGCCGGGUUCUACGGGGACCCCAGGAACAUGGGCACCUGCUACCGGGCGUGUGAGGGGCGCUCGCUGCUGGCCAACCUCUCGGGUUUGGGGUCCCUGGGCUCCCGGCGGGCAGGGGGGGUGACCAGCGACCUGGCCCACUGCCUGUGGGUGCUAUCGGCCUCGCCCGGCCUGGAGCCCUGCCCGCCUGCCCAGCCCUGCCCCACCAUCAGCCUGACCCUGCAGCCCGACCUCAGCACCCCCUGCAUGCACAGCUACGCCUACGCCUUCGACGGGCUGCCGGCCUUCCUGGACAGUGGGGAGAUCCAGGCCGACCGGACCCUCAUCGGCGCCUUCUGCGGGCAGGGCCGCGCCCAGCCCCUCACCGUGGAGGCCACGUCAGGGCUGCUGGUUCUGUACUACGAGGCGAACUCUAGCGAGGCCUCAGGCUUCAACGCCACCUUCGCGGUGCAUCGCUGCCAGCCCGGCUGCCGGCCCACCCAGGAGUGCAGGGGCGGGCGCUGCGUGUGCCGGGGGGGCUACGCCGGGCCCCACUGCCAGCUGCGGGUCUGCCCUGGGAACUGCUCCGCCCACGCCGGCCAGGGCGUCUGCAACAUGAGUCUGGGUCUCUGCAUCUGUGGUGAGGGGUUUGGGGGCGCGGAUUGUUCGGUGCCGCUGGACCCGGGGAAGAUCGUCUGGGAGACGCUGAUUGACAGCCAGCUGACGCCCGACACGGCCAGCCGGUUCCUGCACCGCCUGGGCCACACCAUGGUGGAGGGGCCGGAGGCCACGCUCUGGAUGUUCGGGGGCCUGUCCCUGCGCCAGGGGCUGCUGGGCAACGUCUACAGGUACUCCAUCCCGGAGCGCCGCUGGACCCAGAUGCUGGCUGGGACAGAGGAUGGGGGGCCGGGGCCCAGCCCCCGCUACUUCCACGCCGCGGCCUACGUGCCGGCGCGCCAGGCCAUGGUGGUGCUGGGGGGGCUGGCGGCCGGCGGCGUCGCCAGCGACUGCUGGGUGCUCAACCUCACCACGCUGCAGUGGAGGCAGGAGCAGGACCCCCUGCUCCCGGCCGUGGCGGGACACACGCUGACCCCCCGGCGCGGCACCUCCCUGCUGCUCAUCGGCGGCUACUCCCCGGCCGACGGCUUCAACAAGCAACUGCUGGAGUACGGCGUGGAGAGCGAGCGCUGGCAGGCGGGGCCGGCAGCCGGGACCCCCCCCACCGGGCUGUACGGGCACUCGGCCGUGUACCACGAGGGCACAGACGCCGUGUACGUUUUUGGGGGGCAGCGUUUCCACGUGGAGACGGUGUCGGCCUCCCCCGAACUCUACAGCCUGCACUGCCCCAGCCGGACCUGGAGCCUGCUGGCCCCCGCCCAGGGCCCCAAGCCGCUGUCUCACUUCUUCCACGCGGCGGCCGUGCUGCGGGACACCAUGGUGGUGGUCGGGGGCCGCACGGAGACCCAGGACUUCACCAGCCACCUGCUGCUUUACCAGCUCAACUGCAACACCUGGAUCCUGCCCAACCAGACGGGCCUGGCGGUGGUGGACGUGCCCAUGAACGAGUCGGUGGCCCACGCGGUGGCCGCGGUCGGGGGCCGGAUCUACGUCUCCGGGGGGUUCAGCGGGGUGGCGCUGGGGCGCAUGGCCGUGCUGACGGUGCCCUCUGACCCCUGCCUCGUCUUCCCCGGCCCCGACGCCUGCAACCGCUCGAGCGCCAGCUGCACCUGGUGCCGCGGCAGCUGCCUGUCCGCCGACGCCGCCGAGAGGCUGGGCUGCCCGGCCGGGGCGGCCGCCUGCUUCCCCACACCGCGGUCGGCAGACGAGUGCCGACGCCUGAGGACCUGCAGCGAGUGUCUGGCCCGGCACCCCCGUGCCAUGAGCCACGGGUCGGGCACCACGGCGCCCCCGCAGUGCAAGUGGUGCACCAACUGCCCCGAGGGCGCCUGCAUCGGCAGCGCCGGGAGCUGCACGUCGGAGAACGACUGUCGCAUCAACCAGCGCGAGAUCUUCGUGGCCAGCAACUGCUCGGAGAUCUCGUGCGAGGCGGCCGACUGCCCGGCCUGCACCGCCUCCGGCAAGUGCAUGUGGACGCGCCAGUUCAAACGCACCGGCGAGACGCGGCGCAUCCUGAGCGUGCAGCCCACCUACGACUGGACGUGCUUCAGCCACUCGCUGCUCAACGUCUCCCCGAUGCCCGUGGAGUCCUCGCCCCCCCUGGCCUGCCCCACACCCUGCCACAACCACAGCUCCUGCCACGCCUGCCUCGGCUCCAAGGGGGCCGACGGGGGCUGGCAACACUGCGUCUGGAGCGUCAGCCUGCGCCAGUGCAUGAGCCCCACCUACCUGCCCAUGCGGUGCCUGGCAGGGCUGUGCGGGCGGGUGCUGAGCGGGACCGAGAGCUGCGCCCCCCCCUGCGCCCGCGCCCUGCAAUGCGCCCGCUGCACCCGCCAGCCCCGCUGCGGCUGGUGCGGCCGCCCCGGCGAGAACGGCCACGGGCGCUGCCUGGAGGGGGGGCUGGGCGGGCCCCGGCACGGGCUGGCGCAGGCCUGCGGGCCGGGGGCCACCUGGUCCUUCCUGUCGUGCCCCCCGGAGAACGAGUGUCUGAACGGGCACCACGACUGCAACGAGACGCAGACCUGCCACGACCGGCCCCACGGCUACGAGUGCGCCUGCAAGGCCGGCUACACCCUGCACACCGCCUCGGGGCUGUGCCGGCCGGUCUGCCAGCAGGGCUGUGUGAACGGGACGUGCGUGGAGCCCAACCGGUGCCGCUGCCACUUCGGCUACGUGGGCGAGAACUGCUCGGUGGAGUGUCGGUGCAACCGGCACAGCGACUGCGCCGGCGUCGGGGCGCGGGACCAGUGCCUGGAGUGCGCCAACCACACCAUGGGGGCGCACUGUGAGAAGUGCCGGCCGCUCUUCGUGGGCUCGGCGCUGAAUGGGGGGACCUGCCGGCCCUGCCGCGUGUUCUGCCGCGGGAACAGCGACGUCUGCAUCUCCCGCGAGGAGCUGGCGGCCGCCCGGCGAGACCCUGCCCGCUUCCCGCUGGAGCCUUCCCUGGUCCCCAGCUGGGUGGCCGAGGGGCCGGCCGAGGACGUGGCCGUCUGCGUGAGCUGCCAGAACAACAGCUUUGGGGAGAAGUGUGAGAACUGCCUGCACGGCUACUUCCUGCUGGAGGGCAGGUGCACCCGGUGCCAGUGUAACGGCCACGCGGACACGUGUAACGAGCUGGACGGGACGGGCUGCCCCUGCCAGAACAACACGGAGACGGGCCCCUGCCAGAACAGCGCCCAGGCUGACAAGAGGGACUGCUACAAGUACCAGUGCGCCAAGUGCCGGGACUCGUUCCACGGGGCGCCGGUCGGGGGGCUCCAGUGCUACCGGCUCAUCUCGGUGGAGCAGGAGUUCUGCUUCGACCCCACCUCGCAGAGCAACUGCUUCCACCAGCCCAACCUGCAGCACCUGGCGCGCGGCCGCACCGUGCUCUUCGGGGUGCAGCCCAAGUUCACCAACGUCGACAUCCGCAUCACCGUGGACGUCACCUUCGGCGCCGUCGACCUCUUCGUCUCGCCCGCCUACGACACCUUCGCGGUGGAGGUGGACCGGGCCACGGGGGUGCACGCCGUGCGGGUGCUGCCGCCGGGCGGGGCCGAGGGGGGGCCCAACGGCACGGCCCCCCCCCGGCUGCGGGAGGAGCGCCCCCGCGGGCUCAUCACCUACCUGACGGUGCGGGAGCCGCAGGCCGUGCUGGUGGUGCGAGGCGUGCGAGACCGGGUGGUGGUGACCUACCCGCACGAGCGGCACGCACUCAAGUCGAGCCGCUUCUACCUGCUGCUGCUGGGGGUGGGCGGCGGCGGCCGGAACGGCAGCAACGGCAACGGCGGCGCCUCGCAGGGGCUGCUCUUCUUCCGGCAGGACCAGGCCCACAUCGACCUCUUCGUCUUCUUCUCCGUCUUCUUCUCCUGCUUCUUCCUCUUCCUCUCGGCCUGCGUCCUGCUCUGGAAGGCCAAGCAGUGCCUGGACCUGCGGCACGAGCAGCACCGCCAGCUGCAGGAGAUGACCAAGAUGGCCAGUCGCCCCUUCGCCAAGGUCACCGUCUGCUUCGAGCCGGAGCCCCCGGCCGCCGACCGGCUCUUCCUGCCGGCCCGGCCCCCCAGGCCGCCCGCGCCCCCGGCCCGGCUCAAGCCCUACCCCGAGGCCCCCUACGGGCCCCACCUGCGCCGCUCCGAGCCCUUCCUGGCCCAGCUGCUGGGCUGCGCCUGCCCCAGCCCCGGCUUCCGCGUGGGCCCCGUCACGCUGGAGCCCACGGACGACGGCCUGGCCGGCGUGGCCACCGUGCUGCUGCAGCUGCCGGGCGGCAGCCAGGCCCCCAACCGCUCCUGCCUGGGCUCCGCCCUGGUGACCCUGCGCCACAACCUGCAGGACUAUUGUGGGGGCGGCAGCCACGGGGCCGGCGGCGUCCGGAAGGGGCUGCUGAGCCACGACAACCUCACCAGCAUGUCGCUGUGACCCCCCCCACACUGGCCUGUCGCCGGGAUCGGCCAGGAGCCCCCCCCACCCGCCAGCAUC
Messenger RNA from Mauremys reevesii (Reeves's turtle), 7420 nucleotides. It is a transcript of the gene MEGF8, whose product is annotated as multiple EGF like domains 8. Lineage: Eukaryota; Metazoa; Chordata; Testudines; Geoemydidae. The record is from RefSeq and is a predicted model, not a curated record. Gene Ontology annotation, molecular function: protein binding; calcium ion binding.